This is a messenger RNA of Paramuricea clavata, 7074 nucleotides long. The record is from the annotation of a GenBank genome assembly. NCBI's taxonomy places the organism in Eukaryota, Metazoa, Cnidaria, Anthozoa, Malacalcyonacea, Plexauridae.
AUGGCUCAACCCGACUUAAGCUUUCUCGAUAUCGAAGCGGGACGUCCUCCAAGAGACCUCAGCAAUUUAAAACUGAAUGAAAAUAUCCAAAUCGUUAAAGGAAGUCUAGACGCUCUCGCUCCAAAAGUGAAACAGUUUGUGGUCGAAUGUGCAGACUUGUGCAUGCCGGCAAAGCUUUACGUUUGUGAUGGAAGCAACGAGGAAAAUGACAGUUUGCUUAAAAUGCUACAUGAGGACGAUGUGAUCAAGCCGUUGACUGCUUACAAGAAUAGGUAGAGUUUUAUUCAGUUUAUAAUUAAAAUAUUAAACCAAUUAAUUUCAGAAGAUGGGGCAACUUGUAUUGUCAACUGCAAGUGUUGGGCGAAUUUCUCAAUGUUCUUGUAGGUUUUCUGUAUUUUUUGGAUUGACACCGUAAGUAUUAAAUUUUUAAAAUUAUUUUCAGGAAUGUAAUUUCAGGGGGGGGGGGGUGAAUAGGGAUAUACAAAUCCGCCGAUCCGAUCAAAUUUGAAGCAAAAUCCACGAUCCGACAAUGGUCUUGUCUAAAUUUGAAUCCGCUUAAAGCUCUACUAUGAAGUCACAAUCCAGGAUCCCAACUAAAUUGCAAGCUAAAUCCACAAUCCGAGCCAAAAAAUUAGAUAAAUCCGAACAAUUUUUUCUGUGAAAUCCGACGAUCCGAAAACCUAUCACCCCCCCCCCCCUUUCAGGGAGGGGCUCGACUAUGGGCAGAGAUUGUGACAUUUAAAAAACAAUUGUCAAUAUCCACACCCCAGGCACAAUGACAUUUGUCAAAAGUACCAGCAUUGCACAGUGAACUCUGUGUCUUUUAUCCGGAACGAUAACAUGCGGCAGAAACGUGAAGUCAAUGCUAACGCCACUUCAUGCACGCUGAUUCAUGAUAUACCACGCUGUGAUGGCAUAUAAGGGAACUGAAACUGACAUACUAUAUGGUGUGGGGGGCUGAUGCCACUGCUCACACGAGUCUUCACUUUUUAGCUGCCAAAUGACUGAGUGUUAUCGUUCCGGGUAAAGUAAAAUAAAUUGAGUUAACUGGUAUUGGAUCGUGGGUGGAUGUUUUCUGGACCCAUUCCCUUACCCUGGGGAAUAACACGAGUGUCGAAAUGUAGAACCCACGCAUAACUAAACCCACAGUUGCAUAACUAAAACAUUUUUUGCAAAUAUCAAAUAUCCGCACCGCGGCCGGGGCAAUCUUGAGACUUCACAAUCCUUGCACAAGUGACAUCACAAUCUGCAAAAUUUAUACCCAUUGCACAGCCUUUCCCCCUGCUAUAAACUUUGGCUUAUAAGCUUCAGGCACAGUGUAAUUUAGGAAAUCUUACUUAAUUUAGUUGGUUGGCGCGUACAGACCCACACGAUGUUGCUCGCGUGGAAUCGAAAACUUUCAUCUGUACGGAGAAGAAAGGCGAGACCAUCCCAACGCCAAAAGGUGAUGCGAAAGGACGAGUUGGUCAAUGGAUUGCUCCUGAGAAACUGAAAGAAGAGAUGAGUAAAAGAUUGCCUAAAUGCAUGUCAGGUAUGAAGUAUACUGACAUAAUUACUACUUUAUUUCAUGCAACUUACAGUCUGUGAUAAUAUUUAGUAUGACUAUUUGGAAAUAGCUCACAGCCCAUAGACCGAUUUUCAGAUUCUGCACUGCAUGGGGUAUCAGAGGGCAGGUGAGCAAGGAGACGCAUAGUGCUGCCGAGUUUGGGGUAAGGGGAUAAAGCCCCAGGACAUUUCGAGAUUUUGGUCUUAAUUAUUUAGUUCAAAAUCAGCACAUUUAACUGUCCAAUCCAGUGAGUAGUUCAAUUUCUGGGGGCAUGCGCAAGUUUCUCCAUGUGGGGUGGGGAAAAUGUCUGAGGGAGUGCAAAUAUUUUUUUGUGGGGGGUUGCCCACUGCUUAUUACAAAUGCAAUAUUUGAUUUUGGGAUUUUAUGAGCACAAUCAGGACAUGUCUACCUAGGUUUGGGUUAGGGUUAGGGUUAAGUUAGAGUUAGGUUAGGGUUAGGUUAGGGUUGGUUAGGGUUAGGUUAGGUUAGGUUGAUUUCUUAAAAUCUGUUCUAAAUUUUCAUCAAACUUUAAGGAAAUUUCCAAACUCUGUUUUCUCUCUCAGAAGUUGGUCAUUCUUUCUUUGAUUGUGAAAAUUGUUUAGCUGGAUUACUUCUCCCUUCUCCCUUCAAAUGAAAUGCCUCGCCAAAUGAACAAGAAUCGAAGCAAUUGCAGAAAUUUGGUCAAAAAUGAGAUUGAAAACAAAAUAUUUUACAGGUCGUACAAUGUAUGUUGUUCCGUUCUGUAUGGGACCUCUUGGUUCUCCUCUGUCUAAGGUUGGCAUUGAGCUCACUGAUUCUGCCUAUGUUGCUGUAUGCAUGAGAAUCAUGACUCGCAUGGGUGCGGCUGUCCUCAAACAGCUUGGCGAAGAAACCUUUGUGCGGUGCCUGCAUUCCGAAGGUGUCCCCCUCCCGGCUCCCCCAACAGAGUACCAUUGGCCGUGCAACCCAGAUGAAACGAUGAUCACACACAUUCCGGUUGAUCGAAAGAUCAUCUCAUUCGGAAGUGGCUAUGGCGGAAACUCUCUUCUCGGCAAGAAAUGUUUUGCUCUGAGAAUUGCCUCGGUGAUUGCAAGAGAUGAAGGAUGGUUGGCUGAACAUAUGUUGGUAUGUACUAUGUGUUGAUCUUUCACAAAUUUAUACUUUAAUUUUUAUAGACCUGUUAUUAAAGGGUGUUGGCAAUAAAGAAUUUAGUUUGUCUCAUUUGAAUGAACUUUUGAAACUAUGGCUAAAAUCUUUUUGCAGAUUUAUAUAUAUAUAUAUAUAUAACCUCGUUAAUUAUAGUCUUGAUGACAUCUGUAUAGUGGGGGGUUAGUCUUGUAAAAAUUACUUCUAAGAUGCUAUUUAUAUGGAAGCCGGGCUGGCCCGCUUAGCGAGACAGCCCGGUGAGCGAUAUCUCACUGUGAACAGCGGGCUGGCCCGGUUGCUUGCUUGAAAGAGGCGAGGUUUCACAACUGGGAUGAAAAUUUUCUAUAUAAACACUCGCAAGCGGGCUAGCAUGGGUUGCCUGGAUGAAAGUUAAAAGAUGCAACUGCUAAGUGGGCCAGCCCAGCUUCCACAUAAACAGCCCCUAAGUAAGUUUAAGUAAGUUUUUCAAAAGUGUUUAUUCAAUUUGAAAUUUGAAAUAACAACCACAAUAAUUACUAUAAACAAGUUUUCAUAUUGGGCACUGGGCUGUCAAGAUAAUAGUGUUCUUUGCAAUAAGACAAACUUUUUUUUGCUAAAUGUGUUUUUAAUGUAUUUCUAUUAGGAACUUUAUAUACGAUUGAAAUUUAUGUAUAUCUUUAUGAAUUACCACUGAGUCAAUAGAACCUUUUUGAAUAACAUUUAAGUUGUCAAUUAGAAAAUUACCAGAUUAAUCAAAGCUCCUUAUAUUAAAGAGUGACUAACCCCAAAUAUGAUUUUUGGUAUGUGUAUAUUCGGGUCAUUCUAAGAAGAAAUGUAAUGUACCUUUAUAGUAAGAAACCUCAUCUUGGUCAACUUUUUCACCGUCAAAGUUUCGGGAUAUGAUGUCAAUAGGUGAAUUUUUGGUAUAAAAAACAAAGGAAAACUAAUUUGAAAUUCACCUAAUGAUCAUUCCGGAAACUUUGACAGUGAAAAAGUUGAUGAAGAUGGAUUUUUUUGUUAUAAAGAUCUGAUAUUGCAUUUCCUCUUCGAAUGACCCAAAUAUUACACAUACCAAAAAUCAUAUUAGUGGUUAGUCGCACUUUAAGUAAAUUUAUUAUCUAAUCUAAUUCAAGAUUCUUGGCAUAACCAAUCCUGAAGGCAAGAAGAAAUAUAUUGCAGCCGCUUUCCCAAGCUGCUGUGGCAAGACAAACCUUGCCAUGAUGACCCCCUCUCUCCCAGGCUGGAAAUACGAGUGCGUGGGGGAUGACAUUGCCUGGAUGAGGUAUGAUGACGAGGGUCAUCUCAGGGGCAUCAACCCUGAAGCUGGCUUCUUUGGUGUGGCUCCUGGUACUUCACAUAAGACCAAUCCAAAUGCAUUGACAGCUAUCCAAUCAAAUACGAUUUUCACCAACAUUGCUGAAACUGAUGAUGGACGAUAUUAUUGGGAAGGUACGGAAGACCUUUUGGAUGUACAGGAUUUAAUAUGCUGGUUUUUAAUUUCAUUUGAAGAUCUCAAUAUCAUAUCGGAUUUUGCAUGGGAUUUGGCUCGUACACUCGUAAAAACGCGCAAACAAGUAAACUAGUUGUAACAAGUUUGUUGCCAAACCGAUAUCAGGAUGUGUUCGCACUGCUUGUUCCAAGUCGUUGUGACAAGUCUGGAACAAGUUGUUAUCAUUUUGUUACAAGGUUGAUGACGGUAACACACUUGCUAUAAGUUGUUCCAACAAGACUAAUACAGGCUGUUCGUAACAAGUCGCUACGAGCUUGUUGUCAUCAACUUGUCAACAACUUGUUAAGUGCAGACGUGUUGGAACAACGAGUCUGUUGGCCUCAUCAACCUUGUUACAAGAUUUGUUAAAAACUUGUUCCAGACUUGUUAACAACUGAGAACAAGCAAUGCGAACACAUCUUGUUGACAAGCUGUGAGAUGUUUUCGCGUGUACUCCUUCAUUAUGUCUUGUAUACAGCAAGCGCCAUUCACCUCUGAGAUUUUGGGUUCGAUCCUCACACCUAAUGACACUUAUGUGAAAAGAGUUAGUCAACUCUCUACCGAAAGUCGUGGGUUUUCUCCGGGUGCUCUGGGUUCCUCCCACAGGGAAUGUUGACAGGGUGGGUUAGGAUUAUCGGUUAUCGUUCCAUGUUUCGCGUACCAAUAUAAGUUAGGGUUAGGGGUUAGGGUUAGGUUUAAGGUUAGGGUUAGAGUGUGUAUAUAUGUAUAUGGAGGUAUCCAGUUAACUUUUCAGUACACUAUAAUAUUCAUUACAUAACGUUUACUAUAUUGGUGCGCGAAACAUGGAACGAUUACCGGAUUAUCCCCCUAACUGACCCUUCCACCGUAGUUGUGCUCCGUGAUCAGACAUGAGUCAUAAGGUGGCUGCCAGAGGCGCCCUUACUGUCGUUCCAAUUGAAGUGUUGCUGAAAUAUUGAUUCAAUACAUUACCUCUGGCUGACCAAUUCAUUUCAUCAAGUUCCUCGAGAUAUUCAUACACUUCCUGUGAAAGAGCCAAUUCCAAGUAUUUGAUCAUUUCUGGUCACUUCCUUUCUAUUUAUGAUUGGUUAGUUGCACAAACGACAAAGGUGAUUUGUGCAUUCAAACUAUUCAACAGGAAGUUUACAAUUAUACUAGGAAGUGUAUGAAUAUCUGGAGGAACUUGAUGAAAUGAAUUGGUCAGCCCGAGGUAAUGUAUUGAAUCAAUAUUUGAGCAACACUUCAAUUGGAACGACAGUAAUUAAGCCGGUUUUCCACUACUUGCGAAUUUUUUCGCGCGAAGUGAAUUUUUCAUUUGUCUUUGGUUUCUCAACUGGAACCAUCUGGAACUAAUUGGAUAAAGACAAAGGAAAAAUUCGCUUCGCGCGAAAAAAUUCGCAAGUGGAAAACCGGCUUUAUGCCUAUUUUCCACUCCGUUAUUUCGCCGCCGCUGGCGAAAAAUUUUGACAAAGAAAUCAUUUUUUUACAUUCAUUCGCCGCUGAAGAAACUUGUUCUCCUGCUACAGUUGCUUAAAAUUUCAACUUCUGUUUGACAUUUCGUUGACGGCGCGAAAGAACAACAAAUGAACUUUUUCGGUGGCGAAAUACGUGAGUGGAAAACGGGCUUUAGUAAGCCUUCGACUGGGUCAGGUUGAGCUGCGUCCUUCGCAAUUCAGCUUAGCUCUCAGCUGCAAGUAAGGAUGAUUUGCACACACCCACUUACAGUACUUACUCUACUUUCUCCUGUUAGGCCUUGAAGACGAGUUCCCCGACAUUGACAAGCUGACAAUCACCGACUGGUUGGGCGAAAAGUGGGCGAAAGACUCCGGUAAGAAAGCCGCGCAUCCAAAUUCUCGUUUCUGUGCACCAGUCUCCCAAUGUCCAAUCAUCGAUCCUGACUGGGAAAAACCUGCCGGUGUUCCAGUCGAGGCUAUCCUCUUCGGAGGCCGAAGACCCGAUGGUGUUCCGUUGAUUUACGAAUCCUUCGAUUGGGAACACGGCGUCUUCCUUGGCGCAUGCGUGAAAUCGGAAGCGACAGCAGCCGCUGAAUACAAAGGUCGCGCCGUUAUGCACGAUCCGUUUGCCAUGAGGCCAUUCUUCGGAUAUAAUAUUGGUCACUAUAUUCAACAUUGGUUGGAUAUGAAAAAGAGGCCCAAUGCCAAACUACCCAAGAUCUUCCAUGUUAACUGGUUCCGACAAGAGGACAAUAAAUUUUUAUGGCCAGGUAAGGACUUUAAAUUUGUAAUAAAAUUUCGAAGCAAAAACUGUAUAUAUAUAGAAGAUUUUUGUAUUCAAAUUCCAGGGGCGCAUCUAGCCCCACCUGCAAGAAGGUGUGCAGGUUUUCCAUGGGGUGGUGCAUGAGGGAGUCUUACUGCCCACUUUCCUCUGCAGUCUGUAACGCUACUAUCCCAACAUUACCAUUAUUUGAGAUGGCCAAAUCUGCAUGUUUGCCGUUCUGUUACGUUUUACAUUAUCUUUUGUUUGUAAAGUUUAUAUCGGCUAUUUACGUGUGCGCGACUACACAGUUGCUGUAGCACAGUACAGUAUAUGGUGGACUUCUCUAAGGGGAUCCCCCACCCUGCAUCCCACGUUAAAUUCUCCCCUGGUUGCGAAAAUGCUAACUUUAUAUUUAGUAAUAUAUUAAACUUUUGUCUUCAAUUUGACAGGUUUUGGCGAGAACUCGCGUGUUUUGGAGUGGAUUUUCAAACGUUGUGACGGCGAAGACAUUGCUGAAAAGAAGGCGAUUGGCUUCGUUCCCAAACCCGGAACCAUCAACACCGAAGGAAUCGACGUUUCCAAGGAAACCAUGGAGAAACUGCUGACCACUGACAAGGAGUUCCUGCUCAACGAAGUGAAAGAGCUUAAAAAUUUCUUUGAUGUUCAAAUAAACGACGAUUUGCCAAAAGAAAUGUGGGACCAAUUGAAACAGCUUGAGGAGCGUGCUAAUGCUAUAUAA